Austrofundulus limnaeus is the source of this 1228-nucleotide messenger RNA. It is a transcript of the gene tmem218, whose product is annotated as transmembrane protein 218. The record is from RefSeq and is a predicted model, not a curated record. The transcript has 3 exons. Bases 602 to 949 code for a protein of 115 amino acids. NCBI's taxonomy places the organism in Eukaryota, Metazoa, Chordata, Actinopteri, Cyprinodontiformes, Rivulidae.
ACCAUAGCCUGAACAGCCUCAUGUGUUUACACACACACACACGAGUUAGUUCUGUUAUUUCUCAACGUGAGAUGAUUUGGAUCUAAAACUUUGGUGUGAAUGUACGGUUGGCAGUAAACGACAUGCAUUCAUUCAUGGAAUAAAAUUACUUUUAUUUAAGUUGAAAUGAAAGAGGUCUGGAGUGUAAACUCCGCCUACCUGGCGCCGCACUCCGUCAACCGYGUAAUAAAAGAGGUAUAACCAGUUUUCCUCCACGUUUCAGUAACGACGCAUUGGAUUGGCUAACAUCUGUAGUUUGUUUGUCCAAUUACAUUCUAGAUUACAGUUGUCAGGAAGUGCGGGACGCCGUAACAAAACGUAUUACUUACAAACGUAUUUGUUUGAGUUAACAAGAUUUUUUAAACCAGAAGUUCUUUUAAUUUCUAACACGUAUAUAACUGUGCAUCUAAUUGUUAAAACAGGAGCUAGCUAGCAGCUAAUCACUUAGCGUUCAUACUGUUAGCGCUGUUUUGUUGAACUUGAUUACAUCGCUAACAUAGUUCGUACAAUCUCAGCUUGUCGACAUCAGUUUGUUGGAGUCUUUUCCAGCCGCUGAUUAAAGAUGUCUGACACCGUCCUUCAGGUCGGUCCUGGAGUUUUCAUCAUCGCUGCGGUUUGGAUCGCAGCUCUGCUGCUGAUGACGAUGAUUCUGAGAGCAGCUGGCUCUGCAAGGUUAGGAGUCAUCCCUGUUCUCCUCUUGACUGUUGCCUUCACCUUGGGACUGGUGUUUUUCCCUCGCAGUCCYGAGACUCCGCCCCCUUUCAAAGAGAUAGAGAUCGUGGACUCGUUGUUGAUCGGACGCUAUGUGCUCCUGGCUGUGGUCAGUGUCGUGUUCCUGGUGGCUUUCUUCAUGCUGCUCCCCUUUCAUUUCCUGGAACCGGUCCGUGCCAAGGCCUUAAGAACUUACUGAUCUGUUGGGACCCCCACACCCCAACCCGGCCCGGCCCCGGUGCACAGACCUUAUCUCUUUGUUCCAGAUUGUUCCUGAAGCUGGUCUGUAUGAAGGGUUCUGGCUGGUGUGGUCCAGAGGUMGUCAGUUUGAGUCCAGCUUCAUGAAGCACAUGGAAAACGGCCCUGUUGGCCUGGACCCUGAACCUUCCAUGGACUCCAAGCUUUGAGCUGCUGUGAGAGCGAAUGGAUGGAUGAAUAACUGAGUGGUCAGUUCAUUAAUAAAAAUACUUCAUUUUAA